UCAGGAGGAUGUGAACUACAGCAUUCGGCGGGCGUCCUCGUCAGGAGGUGAAAGGCGUGGAAUGGAGAUCCUCUUGUACAUGAUGCUGUGACCUCUGCUCUCACCCGUUUCCCAGCCUCUGAUUGGUGGAAGCGGCACCUGUAUCAUCAUGCAGCAGGCCUAUCAGAAGCUGCCGUCGCAGCUCAGAUCCAAUUCCAGGCUCAAGAAGCUCACGGCUGUACUGCUCACUGCGUACGCAGUGAAAAAACUAUCUCCACUCGUGUGGAAGAGGCUGCAGGCAGCUGCAGGAUGUAAACAGAAGGGUGGGACUACUCCCCAGAUGGGUGUGGUCAGCAGUUCAUCCAGCUCAGAUCUGACCAAUCACAGCAAAGCCAAAAAGAAGAGCAGAUCUCCCGCUGUGAACCGUGAGUUCUUCCUUCGUCUCUCUCGCCUCCUGAAGCUGCUGUUCCCUCGUCUGCUCUGUCCGGAGAUCGCUCUGUUAGUCCUGCACUCUCUCACACUGAUGACCCGAACCUUCCUCUCCAUCUACGUCGCUGCGCUGGAUGGAGUGAUUGUGAAGUGUAUCGUCCAGAAAGAUCCUCAGGCUUUCAUACUACAACUAGCCAAAUGGCUGCUUGUCGCUGUUCCCGCCACUUUCAUCAAUAGUGCCAUCCGCUUUCUGGAAGGUCAGCUGAGCCUGAGUUUCAGAAGCCGAUUGGUCAACCACGCCUACCAGCUCUACUUUACUAACCAGACAUAUUACCGUGUGUCUAACAUGGAUGGGCGCCUGUCAAACCCAGACCAGUCUCUGACAGAGGACAUAGUCAUGUUCUCUGCCUCCGUGGCUCAUCUGUAUUCUAACUUGACCAAACCCAUUCUGGACGUGGUGGUCACCUGCUACACCCUGCUGCGUACGGCUCAGUCUAAAGGAGCAAACACCACAUGGCCAUCUAUAAUUGCCGGCCUGGUGGUGGCGCUAACGGCCAAAGUGCUGCGCUCCUGCUCCCCUCGCUUUGGUAAACUGGUGGCAGAGGAGGCCAAGCGGAAAGGAGACCUGAGGUACAUGCACUCCCGGAUCAUCGCCAACUCAGAGGAGAUCGCCUUUUACGGAGGGCAUAAGGUGGAGAUGUCUCAGCUGCAGAGGAGUUAUGCAGCCCUGUCCUCUCAGAUCCAUCAGAUUCUGCUGAAGAGACUGUGGUACGUGAUGCUGGAACAGUUUCUCAUGAAGUACGUGUGGAGCGCCUCGGGGUUAGUCAUGGUCGCCGUCCCCAUCAUCACUGCCACCGGAUACCAUGAGAACGACUCUGAGGAGGUGAAGCAGGCAGCCAUCUUGAUGAAGGAGGAGGAGCUGGUGAGUGAGAGGACUCAGGCAUUCACCACAGCCAGGAAUCUCCUGAACUCAGCAGCUGACGCCGUGGAGAGGAUCAUGAGCUCCUACAAGGAGGUGACGGAGCUGGCAGGUUACACGUCCCGAGUAUCUGAGAUGCUGGAUGUGUUUGAAGAUGUUAAUAAUGGAGUGUACAGAAGGUCUUCGGACAGAGAUGAGGAGGAGGAGGGAAGGGGAAGCAGAGAGGAGCAAGCUGUGGUGCUGCAUGGACAUAGGGUCAGCCAGCUGCACAUCAGAGGUCAGGUGUACAGUAUGGAGAAGGGUAUCCGCUGUGUAAACCUCCCGAUCAUCACUCCCACAGGAGACGUGGUGGUGUCCAGCCUCAACAUACAGGUUGAAGAUGGCAUGAAUGUCCUGAUCACGGGUCCAAAUGGCUGUGGAAAGUCGUCUCUCUUCCGGAUACUGUCUGGACUGUGGCCUGUGUAUGGAGGAGCUCUGUACAGACCUGAGCCAGAGCACAUGUUCUAUAUACCACAAAGGCCGUACAUGUCGGAGGGCACUCUGAGGGACCAGGUCAUCUACCCAGACUCUGUGGAGAACAUGAGUAGCAGAGGGAUCUCAGACUCUGAUCUGGAGAAGAUCCUCAGGACGGUCCACCUGCUCUACAUUCUGGACAGAGAAGGAGGCUGGGAGGCAGUGAGUGACUGGAAGGAUGUGUUAUCUGGAGGAGAGAAACAGAGGAUGGGCAUGGCUCGGAUGUUCUAUCACCGACCCAGAUAUGCUCUCCUGGACGAGUGCACCAGCGCUGUCAGCAUCGAUGUGGAAGGAAGCAUUUUCGAGGCCGCAAAGGAUGCUGGGAUAGCUCUGCUGUCAAUUACACACAGACCCUCACUGUGGAAGUACCACUCUCACCUCUUGCAGUUUGACGGCGAGGGCGGAUGGAAGUUCGUGCCUCUCGACGCCUCCACUCGUCUGUCUCUGCAGGAGGAGAAGCAGCGAUUGGAGACGUCUCUGUCCGGAGUUCCCAAAAUGCAGCAGCGGCUAGCUGAGCUGUGUGUCCUGUUAGGAGAGAAGGAGGGAGAAAACGAGGGAAGAGAGGAACAAGGAGAGGAAUGAGGAGAGAGAGCACAAACAGAAUGCACCCAUUUCUCUACCCUUGUGUAUUACUGUGAAAGCAUUUAUACAGUGAACAGACUGAAAUAUUUAGUGAAGACAUUUACAUUACACCUAAGGCUGUAUCCAAAUUAGCCACGUUUCACCUUAUCGUUAUGUUAGUGUUAACAUGAAGCCACGCUUUUAAAAAAGAUUCAGUGUAAUAAUUUACAUAAAGUAGGUUAAGGCAUAAGGCCUUAAUGUCCAUUUAUUAAUAUUAAUUAUUGUAAUAUUCCAUAUUCUAUUACUGAAAUUAUCUUGUUUUAUUGAAUAAUAAUUCCAAAUUUAAAAGUGAAAGUUUUAGUAUUUAUUUAUUAAUAAUUCUAACAGAAGGUAUAAAGAGAUUAGAGAUAAAGAUUAUUUUAUGCAAGCAGAAAACCACUAUGAUUUAAGACUUUAUCAUUAUGUUUUCACAAAUGUUUAAAAAAAAAAAAAAAAAAACUGAGUGGAUUAAAAUUGUAUUUCUAAAGAGAAGACAAAUCAUCUUUAAAACUAACCACAAUAUGCCUUAUUUAGAUUAAAUAUUUUUCAAUGUUUGUGAAGAGGUCAAUUUAUUCUGUGCCAAUUACUGCCUUUUACUGUUCAAUGUUGUACAGUAAUAUAAGAUAUUAAUUAACCAGGUCAGACUCUAAUCAAUGUAAAGAGCUGCUGGACGUUAUUUUAAAUGUUUUUAUGAUGCUGAGUUAUUUGUAUUUAAUAGAAAAUAAAUGCAAUUAAUC
This is a messenger RNA of Periophthalmus magnuspinnatus, 3177 nucleotides long. It is a transcript of the gene abcd1, whose product is annotated as ATP-binding cassette, sub-family D (ALD), member 1. The coding region runs from base 149 to 2422 and encodes 757 amino acids. The record is from RefSeq and is a predicted model, not a curated record. Gene Ontology annotation, cellular component: peroxisomal membrane. Gene Ontology annotation, molecular function: ATP hydrolysis activity; ATP binding; long-chain fatty acid transmembrane transporter activity. The transcript has 17 exons. Lineage: Eukaryota; Metazoa; Chordata; Actinopteri; Gobiiformes; Gobiidae. Gene Ontology annotation, biological process: long-chain fatty acid import into peroxisome; very long-chain fatty acid catabolic process; peroxisome organization.